UGUUUUUUUUUAUUUUUUAUUUUUUUAUUGAGUAUAGAAGCACAAUUUGACUUCCGUAAUGCCCAUGCGAAAGCCUAUGGUACAGAGAGAAGUCCCUUUUUUGUGAGAGAGAGAGCGACUCCCAUUGUUUCUGCAAUUUAUGGAACAAAAGCUCAUUUCAAGUCCGCCAUUUUUUUGAAGGUCCAUGCUCUAUUUUCUUCACCAUAGCCUUUGGUCGAAAGCUUACAGGUUAAUUUCAUGUCUUCUUGGUUAUAAAUUUUAUACCUUUAAGACUUUCACUUUUGAAAUUUUAGUGUUGUUGAUCAUUUUCAGCAAUAUCAGUGCGAUCAAUGGGAUUUUUGAGUAGUAGUUCUGUGUAUUUUCCUAUUGGGCGACUGAUGAGAAGAUCCAAAUUCUGCCUAUUUGUUUGUUCUGCAAAUUAGUGGCACAAAGAAGAACUUUAGGUCUGAUUAAUCAAAAGAAACGAAAAGGGAAACUUUAGGUCCAGUGAUCCCUGAGGAAUCAAGUGUUCUGUAGACAAUUUCUAGGGUUUUGGGAUCAUUUGGGAAUUGAGUAGUGAUUUUCAUUGCUUUUAGUGCGGAUGUAAUGAUGCUGUAUUGUGAGAAUUUCUUAUAUUUCUUUAAUUUUUGAAGUUUUGGUCUUAUUCAUUUCAUUGAAAGAAUCCAGAGGCUCAUUUAUUUAUUUAUUUUUUAAUCUAAAUGCAUUUCUUAUAGAUUCAGAGGUUCAUUUAGUUGUAGGAUGUGUUAGAUUUUAACUGAAAUCAUUCUUUACAAGCAACAACUAAAAGCGGUGGCAGACCACAAACUUUGUAUUUGUUCAUUGGCACGAAAAUUUGAAGCAAUGGAAGUAAAUUCCAUGUCCUCAGUUUAUGGUUGGUGAAGAAACAAAGUUGAAUAUUUUGGCAUUCGUCUAUAAAAUGGAAGAACAAUCAUUAUUCAAUAAAUUGAUCAGUCAUCUUCGUGCAACAAGCAGGUAUUACACAGGUUAUCCUAAGGAUCUUGGGCCGUCAAGGGUUUUGCAUUUUACUUCUGAGCGCCAAUUUGUCCAACUUAUGCAUGAAGGUUAUCCUGUGGUUGUUGCAUUUACAAUCAAGUGCAAUUAUUCAAAACAUCUCGAUAAAGUAUUGGAGGAGGCUGCUGCCGAAUUUUAUCCUAAUAUAAAGUUUAUGCGCGUUGAAUGUCCCAAGUACCCAGGAUUUUGCAUUUCACGACAAAGGCAAGAUUAUCCUUUCAUCGAGAUAUUCUAUAGUCCUGAACAGGCAGCUGACCAAAGAAAAAUUGUGGAUCCCCAUAUCACAAAAUACUCAGUAAAAGUUCUCCCAUUCAACUAUGAUGUGAGUGCAUAUGGAUUCCGUGAGUUCUUUAAGAGACAUGGGAUUCAGGCUUCUGAAUGAAAUCAAGAGGACAGAUUUGUGGAGGCCCAUAGUACUGCAGCUUGCAGUGUCUAUAUCAGCUGUCUGAGAUCGGGAGAGUAUUUUCUUGGUUGCUUUGGAUCAAAUGGAGAGAGAGAAAAGGGGGAGGGUGUUUGGGGUCACUGUAUGGUAUUUUUGUAAGGGAGAGGGUAAGUGAGGCUGUUAGGGAAUUACCUUUUUUUUUUGUAUGAGAAUAUAGGCGAUAUCUUCUAUGUUUGCAAGAGGAGAGAAGGGUCGUGACUUUUACCACAGGAAAUGGUUUAUAUAAGGUUGCAAUUUUACACUAUUGCAGUAAGGUGCACCUCAAAUAUUCUCUAAAAAAGUGUUCCGAUAUUAGAGAACCC
Messenger RNA from Amborella trichopoda, 1755 nucleotides. Lineage: Eukaryota; Viridiplantae; Streptophyta; Magnoliopsida; Amborellales; Amborellaceae. The record is from RefSeq and is a predicted model, not a curated record.